CUUCAAAUAAACGUGCAACAAGACAGCGGGAACCGGUCCAAACAGAGCUAUCUACCGAUUCGACUCGCGUCACUCGCUCGGGAAGAAAACGGUCGCUGCCACAAUCUUCUGAGAAUGUUCCCAGCCAACCUGAGCAGCUGACAGCCGCUGAAGUCGACCUUAGCGUCAGGAUCCUAGUCAGGGGCUCACUAUAUACACUCUUGGGCAUCAAGAAGGCAACGCCCCGAAUAAUGAGACUGCGUAUCUUUGAAUCUCCGUCGCUGCUCGAGAUCGCCCCAGCCGCUUUUAACAUGCGGUAUCUCCAGGAAGUCGUACAACGGGCUCCAUUUUUAUACUCAAUCAGUUCGGUCUUAGCCCGUCUCAUCGACGAUGCCCAGUCAUCGUCAUUGAGGCAGAAAGUGGCAUCGCUCGUCAUGGGAACUGCAAAAGCAUCCGGCAUGCGGACCAGGGCAGCGAAUUCCACGCAAGAACCUCGCUUCACUGAUAAACACGACUGUGUUGAGGGGAUCGGGAAGACGAUGUGGCCGGUUUUACAGACUGGACCUUCAAACACGAAGCUAUAUCUAGAGAAGCUACCCGAGGAUCGAGUCUCUAUUGGUACUAACGUGGAUCCACAGCUUGAUCGAGAUUCCAAUCAUAUUCACAAUCUCCCCCAGCAAUCCGAGAUGGAGGGGCUGCCAUCAGGAGAGCAAGUCAAUAACAAGCUGGAAGCUGACGACGCCCAACUAGGCCUCUACUUAGUUGUGCAUGAUAUGAACGAUCCAGAUAGCAGUGACUUAAGGCAUCACCUGUACGAGCCUUUGCAAUCCCCGGGCAGCACACAAGAGCCUGAGGGAGCACCAUCUCUCAACGAAGAUCAACGGCUGGGCAAUAAUUCUCAGGAGCACAUGCAGAAAUACAACUCCCAUGUUCCUAAAUAUCAACAGACCUGGCAGGCCUUUGAGCAAGACGAAUUUUUUGGAGACAACUAUGACACUGAUCAGUAUAUUGAUGAUGAAGAGGGUACUGUGGGCUAUUACAAUGCUGGCCACUACUCCUGGGUCCCCGACACUGACAACGAAAUCGCUAAUCCAUAUCUUGGUUCUGGAAAUGACUACGAGCCUGAAGCUGAAGGCUGUCCAUAUUUUUCUUCAAGUUUCGCUCCUCCACCAGUUCUUGAAAAUGAGGCAGGCAUUCUCGAAGAUUGUUUUGAGGAUGAACCGCAGAGAACUGACAUCACAUCCAGCCAAGAUUCUGGGUCCGAAAACCUUGAACAACUUGGGGGAUAUGAUCAAGUGUUUGUGGACGAACUCGGAGAUCAAUACGUUUACGAGGAAUCACACAUGCUUGGUAACGAUGGGCAGUACACAGUAGACAACGGUGCACUUUCGAGUGAUCUGACGCCGUGGGAAUGGGAUGGGGGACAAAGAGAUGACGUCGACGUCGAUUCCUGGAAUCAGACACAGAUCAGCUUAUGGGCCGUACGUACGUGAAAAAUGUCUCGUUUCUUCAAGAUGUGAAGGCAGAUACAAGUAUGAAUUUGAAGUGAUUUCCCAAGGAACCACG
This is a messenger RNA of Pyricularia oryzae 70-15, 1545 nucleotides long. RefSeq lists its product as uncharacterized. The record is from RefSeq and is a predicted model, not a curated record. Bases 231 to 1472 code for a protein of 413 amino acids. The transcript is spliced from 3 exons. NCBI's taxonomy places the organism in Eukaryota, Fungi, Ascomycota, Sordariomycetes, Magnaporthales, Pyriculariaceae.